AUGAUCAAACUUGGGUUUCCUUCACUCUCUACAUCUAUCGGACAAAUACCAAUCGAAGAAGCUGCAAAUAUUGCUUGUGAAGUUAUAAAAGAAUUUUUAAAUUCUCAUAAAAAUGAUUUAGACUUUCAAUUGAUCCUAAUCGACCAAGAUGAUCAAAAUUUAAAUGUUUUUGAAUCGGAAUGGGAGAAAUUUAGAGACAGUGAAGAAUCAAGAUUUCAAAUGAAACUUGGAAAUUUUGCUGAAAUAAUAAUUGAAAAUAAGAUAGGGUUAAAACCAGAUACGACACCUUUGAGUAAAAGUUUAUACGAAGCUAUAGGGUCAAAAUUAUUUGAAGAGAUAAAACGAUUAUAUCCAAAGCCGGGAGCAAUCGGUGAAGCAUACCCCGUACCUAUACCUCCAGACAAUGAAUUUUGGAAAAAAGGUGUAAAACAGAUCAUAUAUAUAAUUUCUCCUAAUAUGAACCCUUCUCGACCAGACCCAGUCUCUCUCGAAGUUGCCAAAAAUGCCCUUAAAGAAUCGUACCAAUCGAUGUUGAACGCCUUUUGGGCAUUAAAAAAUGGUCAACAAUAUAUUCCAAAAGAACAACAAUCACAGGAGAAAUCUGCUUUUGAUGUGAUGAUGGAUUUUGCGCGUAACACUUUUUCAACGUCCAAGCCUAAAAAAAAAUCGUCAUCAACGCAUAUAGGAUCCUGGUCAACCGUACUCUUACCGUACUGCGAGCACCCAGAGACUUUUUCCAACAGAGAAGUAUAUUCUUAUGAUGACAAUGUUGUCAUUAUUUGGGAUAAAUAUCCAAAAGCAAAAAUACACCUUUUAGUAAUGCCAAGACAGAAAAUUGAUACUCUUCAAGAAUUAGAAAAACAAGAUCUAAACUUGAUUGAAAUUUUGAAACAAAAAGGGCAACAGGUUAUCGAUCAUUUUAAAGAAAAUGAUCCGAAAUUGGUGUUCCGUAUGGGUUUUCAUGUGCUUCCUAGUUUAAGACAACUUCAUAUGCAUGUGAUAUCGCAAGAUUUUAUUUCUGAGACAUUAUCGAGUAAAAAACAUUGGAAUUCAUUUACAACCUCGUUCUUUAAGGAUAUUGAAGAAAUAGAAAUGUUGCUGAAAGAAAAAGGACAAAUUAAGGUUUGUUUAGGAAAAUAUUUACUUUCUUUACUAAAAUCACCCUUGAAUUGCCAUUUAUGCAAUACGAAAGAAAUUAAAAAUAUUCCAACACUAAAGAAACAUUUAGAGGAACAUUUGAACAGUGAUGGACAAUGA
Messenger RNA from Dentiscutata erythropus, 1257 nucleotides. Lineage: Eukaryota; Fungi; Glomeromycota; Glomeromycetes; Diversisporales; Gigasporaceae. The record is from the annotation of a GenBank genome assembly.